Molecule: messenger RNA, 2104 nt
Organism: Cebus imitator (Panamanian white-faced capuchin)
Lineage: Eukaryota; Metazoa; Chordata; Mammalia; Primates; Cebidae
Gene: XRCC6
Product: X-ray repair cross complementing 6
Exons: 12
Coding region: 235-1878 (547 amino acids)
Biological process (GO): cellular response to gamma radiation; telomere maintenance; double-strand break repair via nonhomologous end joining
Cellular component (GO): nucleus; Ku70:Ku80 complex
Molecular function (GO): double-stranded DNA binding; DNA helicase activity; telomeric repeat DNA binding
Source: RefSeq, a predicted model, not a curated record
GGGGCGGGGCUUUGCGGGAGGGGGCGGGGUUCCGCUGGUGGGUUGGCUUUCGUCAGUGACGUAAGUAGAAGCUGGUUGGGGAAUGUGCAAGCAAGCCCGGCGCUAAGCAGUGCGUACAUGCGUGAUGACGUAGGGAGCGUCGAUUGGGAGAGAGAACUGGGCCCGCGCCUGCGUGCAUUCUCGUCUUCUGUCCAAGUUGGUCGCUUCCCUGCGCCAAAGUGAGCAGUAGCCAACAUGUCAGGGUGGGAGUCCUAUUACAAAACCGAGGGCGAUGAAGAAGCAGAAGAACAAGAAGAGGAGAACCUUGAAGCAAGUGGAGACUACAAAUAUUCAGGAAGAGAUAGUUUGAUUUUUUUGGUUGAUGCCUCCAGGGCUAUGUUUGAAUCUCAAAGUGAAGAUGAGUUGACUCCUUUUGACAUGAGCAUCCAGUGUAUCCAAAGUGUGUACAUCAGUAAGAUCAUAAGCAGUGAUCGAGAUCUCUUGGCAGUGGUGUUCUAUGGUACUGAGAAAGACAAAAAUUCAGUGAAUUUUAAAAAUAUUUACGUCUUACAGGAGUUGGAUAAUCCAGGCGCGAAACGAAUUCUAGAGCUUGACCAGUUUAAGGGGCAGCAGGGACAGAAACGUUUCCAAGAGCUGAUGGGCCACGGAUCUGACUACUCACUCAGUGAAGUGCUGUGGGUCUGUGCCAACCUCUUUAGUGAUGUCCAGUUCAAGAUGAGUCAUAAGAGGAUCAUGCUUUUCACCAAUGAAGACAACCCCCACGGCAAUGACAGUGCCAAAGCCAGCCGGGCCAGGACCAAAGCCGGUGAUCUCCGAGAUACAGGCAUCUUCCUUGACUUGAUGCACCUGAAGAAACCUGGGGGCUUUGACAUAUCCUUGUUCUACAGAGAUAUUAUCAGCAUAGCAGAGGAUGAGGACCUCAGGGUUCACUUUGAGGAAUCCAGCAAGCUAGAAGACCUGUUGCGGAAGGUUCGCGCCAAGGAGACCAGGAAGCGAGCACUUAGCAGGUUAAAGCUGAAGCUCAACAAAGAUAUAGUGAUCUCUGUUGGCAUUUAUAAUCUGGUCCAGAAGGCUCUCAAGCCUCCUCCAAUAAAGCUCUAUCGGGAAACAAAUGAACCAGUGAAAACCAAGACCCGGACAUUUAAUACAAGUACAGGCGGUUUGCUUCUGCCUAGCGAUACCAAGAGGUCGCAGGUAGGUAGAGAUGCCUUUUGUUGUUGUUUUUCAGAUAGGGCAUUGUGCAGAUACACACCCCGGAGGAACAUCCCCCCUUAUUUUGUGGCUUUGGUUCCACAGGAUGAGGAGUUGGAUGACCAGAAAAUUCAGGUCACUCCUCCAGGCUUUCAGCUGGUCUUUUUACCAUUUGCUGAUGAUAAAAGGAAGAUGCCCUUUACUGAAAAAAUCAUGGCAACUCCAGAGCAGGUGGACAAGAUGAAGGCUAUUGUUGAGAAGCUCCGCUUCACGUACAGAAGUGACAGCUUUGAGAACCCCGUGCUGCAGCAGCACUUCAGGAACCUGGAGGCCUUGGCCUUGGAUUUGAUGGAGCCUGAACAAGCAGUGGACCUGACAUUGCCCAAGGUUGAAGCAAUGAAUAAAAGACUGGGUUCCCUGGUGGAUGAAUUUAAGGAGCUGGUUUACCCACCAGAUUACAAUCCUGAAGGGAAGGUUACCAAGAGAAAACACGAUAAUGAAGGUUCCGGAAGCAAAAGGCCCAAGGUGGAGUAUUCAGAAGAAGAGCUGAAGACCCACAUCAGCAAGGGCACACUGGGCAAGUUCACUGUGCCCAUGCUGAAAGAGGCUUGCCGGGCAUAUGGGCUGAAGAGUGGGCUGAAGAAGCAGGAGCUGCUGGAAGCCCUCACCAAGCACUUCCAGGACUGACCAGAGGCCGCACACCCAGCCGUCCUUCCACAGUGUGGCCAGGCUGCCUGGCCUUGUUCUCAGCCAGUUAAAAUGUGUUUCUCCUGAGCUAGAAAGAGUCUACCCGACAGAAGUCGAGGGACUUUAUGUUUUUGAGGCUUUCUGUUGCCAUGGUGAUGGUGUAGCCCUCCCACUUUGCUGUUCCUUACUUUACUGCCUGAAUAAAGAGCCCUAAGUUUGUACUAGA